AUGGGCGCCGACGACUACUCCCCUCCCUCCACGGAUAUCAUCACGCUCACGCGACAUGUCCUCACCGAAGGCUUCAAGGUCAGGAGAGAAAGCGCUGCGAGUGGUGACCUCACCAUCUUGCUCAGCUCGCUCCAGACCACCUGCAAGUUCAUCGAGAGCAACGUGCGAAAGGCCAGCUUGAUCAACCUCAUCGGCGCCGCCGGCAACACCAACGUCCAAGGCGAGGACCAGAAGAAGCUCGACGUCCUCUCCAACGAGAUCAUGAUCAACGCAUUGCGAGCCUCGGGCAAGACGGCGGUCCUCGUUUCCGAAGAGGACGACGAGGCCAUCUUUGUCGGCGAGAAGCAGGAGGGAGGCCAGGGCAAGUACUGCGUCGUCUUUGACCCUCUGGACGGUUCUAGCAACAUUGACGCCGGUGUCAACAUCGGAACCAUCUUUGGUAUCUACCUCGUCAAGGACGGCUCCAAGGGCACACUUGAGGAUGUGCUCCGACCCGGUCGCGAGAUGGUCGCCGCCGGCUACUGCAUGUACGGUUCGUCGGCCAAUUUGGUACUGACUACGGGUAAUGGUGUCAACGGCUACACGCUCGACAACCAGAUCGGCGAGUUCAUCCUCACGCAUCCCAACAUCCGCCUGCCCAGCCGCGGAAAGAUCUACUCAAUCAACGAGGGCAACAGCAUGUACUACCACGAACCCGUCCUCAAGUACCUCGAGAGCAUCAAGUACCCCAAGGCCGAGGGUGCCAAGCCCUACUCGGCUCGUUACAUUGGUUCCAUGGUCGCCGACGUCCACCGCACCCUCCUCUACGGAGGUAUCUUUGGCUACCCCGCCGACUCGAAAUCCAAGAGCGGUAAGCUGCGCAUGCUCUACGAAGCUUUUCCCAUGGCCUUGCUCACCGAGCAGGCGGGUGGUUUGGCCACCACCGGCACGGAGCGCAUCCUGGAUAUCCAGCCUACCUCGAUCCACCAGCGAUGCCCCGUCUUCCUCGGAUCCAAGGAAGACGUCGAGGAUCUCAUCAAGUGCUUCCAGUGA
Messenger RNA from Kalmanozyma brasiliensis GHG001, 1032 nucleotides. RefSeq names its product Fructose-1,6-bisphosphatase class 1/Sedoheputulose-1,7-bisphosphatase. Gene Ontology annotation, molecular function: fructose 1,6-bisphosphate 1-phosphatase activity. NCBI's taxonomy places the organism in Eukaryota, Fungi, Basidiomycota, Ustilaginomycetes, Ustilaginales. Bases 1 to 1032 code for a protein of 343 amino acids. The record is from RefSeq and is a predicted model, not a curated record. Gene Ontology annotation, biological process: fructose 1,6-bisphosphate metabolic process; fructose metabolic process; gluconeogenesis. The transcript has a single exon. Gene Ontology annotation, cellular component: cytoplasm; cytosol.